AUGCCUGAACAAGAGGCCUUCACUCCGUCUUCUAUCACGGGUGGAUGCCUGUGCGGCGCCAUCAGAUAUACUAUCAACUUUACGGCAGAAUUCCCAUGGCCGCCAGUAUCUUCGUCAUGCCAAUGUACCAUGUGCCGCAAGUGGACUUCGUCCCUCGUCGCGCAAUUCCUCAUUCUCUCUCCUGAGCAGCUCACACCAACCCUAAACACAUUCCCUUCUUCCAAAGAAUACACUUCAUCACCUGGCCAACUUCGUGGCUUCUGUAGCGACUGCGGAACGUCUAUUGCCUGGCGCUCUGCCGACUGUACCCCCAUCUUUGAUCUCUACCUGGGCACAUUGGAUGAAGAAUGGCUGGUUGACGGAGAGACGGGAAAGACGCUGGCGAUUCCGAAUGGGACUCAGUACUGGCUCCAGAAUUCCGUUAAUGGUGUCACCGACAAGCUCAAGGGUGGGAGGGAGUAUCCCGCAGAAGGACCAGACGGGCUAUGA
This is a messenger RNA of Fusarium falciforme, 489 nucleotides long. RefSeq names its product CENP-V/GFA domain-containing protein. Gene Ontology annotation, molecular function: carbon-sulfur lyase activity. The transcript has 3 exons. The coding region runs from base 1 to 489 and encodes 162 amino acids. NCBI's taxonomy places the organism in Eukaryota, Fungi, Ascomycota, Sordariomycetes, Hypocreales, Nectriaceae. The record is from RefSeq and is a predicted model, not a curated record.